This is a messenger RNA of Trichechus manatus latirostris (Florida manatee), 5948 nucleotides long. It is a transcript of the gene ADGRL2, whose product is annotated as adhesion G protein-coupled receptor L2. Gene Ontology annotation, biological process: cell surface receptor signaling pathway; adenylate cyclase-activating G protein-coupled receptor signaling pathway. Bases 1426 to 5805 code for a protein of 1459 amino acids. The record is from RefSeq and is a predicted model, not a curated record. Gene Ontology annotation, molecular function: carbohydrate binding; G protein-coupled receptor activity. The transcript is spliced from 21 exons. Lineage: Eukaryota; Metazoa; Chordata; Mammalia; Sirenia; Trichechidae. Gene Ontology annotation, cellular component: plasma membrane.
UUUAUUUUCUAAAUUUUCCUUUAUGCUUUAGUGACAACAUCUAAAUUAUUUAAGAGUUCAUUUUAUUUGAAUUAAAUAGACAACCUCAGAAUGGGGAGGGGUUCACCUCACCACUUUAUAAAACUCUUUAGUCGCGUCAGGGUUAAGUGUGGCUUGAGAGAAAUUGGUAACACUUAGAAGAAAAUAAUGGAAAAUUAAAGAUAGAAACUGUAAGAUGUUACUUUAAAAGAAAAUGUUUGCAGUCUCUUUACUCUCAGAGGCUAGACUAACAGGCUAGAUAUUUGGGUACUGACUGCAUUUUAUGUGUAUUAUGAGACUGCUUAAUACUGCUGUAGAAUGGAGUAAAACAUUUGGAUAGAGCCCAAGAACUGACAUGGUCUCAUGCAGACCCAGGAACUAAGAAAUGCUUUGAUUAAGUCAGGUGCCUGAAGUUUUUGUACCCUUUCCAGUUUUGAGAACUGGGUCCUAAGGGCUAGACAAUUAGACUGGCCCAUCUUUUUAAAUUAGUGAUGCAACUUUUGAGAUAUAGUCAUGGUUUAGGGUUUUCAUUUGGGUCCAGUGGAAUCAGUGAUGUAGGUUUAAUCUUACUAGAUUAUAUUUCACUGUAAGAAAAACCACUAUAUGAAAAUCUUACUUAUUUUUUAAAACAAGUUAAAGAGACAAUUGUAUUAUUAAACACCUUCCCUUAAUUAAUAAAUAGCAAUGAGAAAAAUAAUUUGAUAUUUGAUGUUCAGGAAUGUGGUAUUUUGGGAAUGCAUUUAUUAUAUAAAUUAAAGUACACCCAUAUGUUAGUAUUACUCCUGUAUAGAAAAAGAAACUGUUUUGUUUCAUCUCUAAUCUAUCUUGUAAGGUUGCUGGAUGAUAUAAUAGAUGCUAUUAUUGUUUACCAUCACUGGAAACGAAAAAGUAUAUGUACUCAUAAAAUUUUGUUUAGAAGUGUUACUAUAUCUAGUACUUUGAUAAGAAGAGUAAUAUGUGUCAUGGAAAUACAUUAUGUUGUGUUAAUCUAGAGUCAUUUUCUAGGCCUUCCAUAUGGUUUUUUAAGAAAAAUUCAUCAGGAAUUAAUAUAACUUUUCUAUGACUUCAUAUGUUAUGGUUAUCUAUAAAUGUUUUUUUGGCUCUAACCAUUUUUAGAAGUGUAAGGCUCAGAUAUCCAGUGUAAUGAGGCAACUUCCAUAUUGAAUAUAUAAUCAAAAUACAUACCAUUAUUCUUUAUACUCAGGAGAGGGAGGGAGGACGAGUGGGAAAGAGAGUUAUUAUUAUUUUUGUAUUUUUUGUGGUGGAGCAGGAACAUAGAGUAAAUGAUGGAUUUGUUUGUUUUUCAGAUAUGAGGAUCAAUGAUGCAGACUGCUGGGUUCGAUGAAGCUGGGCAUUUAUAACUAGAUUCAUUAAGGAAUACAAAGAAAAUAUUUAAAGGGAUCAAUAAUGGUGUCUUCUGGUUGCAUAAUGCGAAGUCUGUGGUUUAUCAUUAUAAUCAGCUUCUUACCGAAUACAGAAGGUUUCAGCAGAGCAGCUUUACCAUUUGGGUUAGUUAGGCGAGAACUGUCCUGCGAAGGUUAUUCUAUAGACCUGCGAUGUCCAGGAAGUGAUGUCAUCAUGAUUGAAAGCGCUAACUAUGGUCGGACAGAUGACAAGAUUUGUGAUGCUGACCCAUUUCAGAUGGAGAAUACAGACUGCUACCUCCCAGAUGCCUUUAAAAUUAUGACACAAAGGUGCAACAAUCGAACACAAUGUAUAGUAGUUACUGGGUCAGAAGUAUUUCCUGAUCCAUGCCCUGGAACAUACAAAUACCUUGAAGUCCAAUAUGAAUGUGUCCCUUAUAUUUUUGUGUGUCCUGGGACCUUGAAAGCAAUUGUGGACUCGCCGUGUAUAUAUGAAGCUGAACAAAAGGCAGGUGCUUGGUGCAAGGACCCUCUCCAGGCUGCAGAUAAAAUUUAUUUCAUGCCCUGGACUCCCUACCGUACCGAUACAUUAAUAGAGUAUGCUUCUAUAGAAGAUUUCCAAAACAGUCGCCAGACAACAACAUAUAAACUUCCAAAUCGAGUAGAUGGUACUGGAUUUGUGGUAUAUGAUGGUGCUGUCUUCUUCAACAAAGAAAGAACAAGGAAUAUUGUGAAAUUUGACUUGAGGACUAGAAUUAAGAGUGGUGAGGCCAUAAUUAACUAUGCCAACUACCAUGAUACCUCACCAUAUAGAUGGGGAGGAAAGACUGAUAUCGACCUGGCAGUUGAUGAAAAUGGCUUAUGGGUCAUUUAUGCCACUGAGCAGAACAAUGGAAUGAUAGUUAUUAGCCAACUGAAUCCAUACACUCUUCGAUUUGAAGCAACGUGGGAGACUGUAUAUGACAAACGUGCUGCAUCAAAUGCUUUUAUGAUCUGUGGAGUCCUCUAUGUAGUCAGGUCAGUUUACCAAGACAAUGAAAGUGAAACCGGCAAGAACGCAAUUGAUUACAUCUACAACACCCGAUUAAACCGAGGAGAGUAUGUAGAUGUUCCCUUCCCCAACCAGUACCAGUAUAUUGCUGCAGUGGAUUACAAUCCAAGAGAUAAUCAACUCUAUGUGUGGAACAAUAACUUCAUUUUACGAUAUUCUCUGGAGUUUGGUCCACCUGAUCCUGCCCAAGUGCCUACCACAGCUGUGACAAUAACUUCUUCAGCUGAGCUGUUCAAAACCACAGUAUCAACCACAAGCACUACUUCACAGAAAGGCCCCAUGAGCACAACUGUAGCUGGAUCCCAGGAAGGAAGCAAAGGGACAAAACCUCCUCCAGCAGUUUCUACAACCAAAAUUCCUCCUGUAACAAAUAUUUUUCCCCUGCCAGAGAGAUUCUGCGAAGCGUUAGAAGCGAGGGGGAUAUGGUGGCCUCAGACACAAAGGGGAAUGAUGGUUGAACGACCCUGUCCCAAGGGAACAAGAGGAACUGCCUCGUAUCUCUGCAUGGUUUCCACUGGAACAUGGAACCCUAAGGGCCCCGAUCUCAGCAACUGCACCUCACACUGGGUAAAUCAGCUGGCUCAGAAGAUCAGAAGUGGAGAAAAUGCUGCUAGUCUUGCCAAUGAACUGGCUAAACAUACCAAAGGGCCGGUGUUUGCUGGGGAUGUGAGUUCUUCAGUGAGACUGAUGGAGCAGUUGGUGGACAUUCUUGAUGCACAGCUGCAGGAACUGAAACCUAGUGAAAAGGAUUCAGCUGGACGGAGUUAUAACAAGCUCCAAAAACGAGAGAAGACAUGCAGGGCUUACCUUAAGGCAAUUGUUGACACAGUGGACAACCUUCUGAGACCGGAAGCUUUGGAAUCAUGGAAACAUAUGAAUUCUUCUGAACAAGCGCAUACUGCAACAAUGUUACUUGAUACGUUGGAAGAAGGAGCUUUUGUCCUUGCUGACAAUCUCUUAGAACCAACAAGGGUUUCAAUGCCCACAGAAAAUAUUGUUCUAGAAGUUGCAGUACUCAGCACAGAAGGACAAGUGCAAGACUUUAAAUUUCCUCUGGGCAUCAAAGGAUCAGGCAGUUCGAUUCAACUCUCUGCAAAUACUGUGAAACAGAACAGCAGGAACGGGCUUGCGAAGUUGGUGUUCAUCAUUUACCGAAGUCUGGGACAGUUCCUUAGUACAGAAAAUGCAACCAUAAAACUGGGUGGUGACUUUAUUGGCCGUAAUAGUACUAUUGCAGUGAAUUCCCACGUCAUUUCAGUUUCAAUCAAUAAAGAGUCCAGCCGAGUAUUCUUGACCGAUCCUGUGCUUUUUACCCUGCCACACAUUGAUCCUGAUAAUUAUUUCAAUGCAAACUGCUCCUUCUGGAACUACUCAGAGAGAACUAUGAUGGGAUAUUGGUCUACCCAGGGCUGCAAGCUGGUUGACACUAAUAAAACUCGUACAACGUGUGCAUGCAGCCACCUAACCAAUUUUGCAAUUCUCAUGGCCCACAGGGAAAUUGCAUACAAAGAUGGAGUUCAUGAAUUACUUCUUACAGCCAUCACAUGGGUGGGAAUUGUCAUUUCCCUUGUUUGCCUGGCUAUCUGCAUCUUCACCUUUUGCUUUUUCCGUGGUCUACAGAGUGACCGCAACACUAUUCACAAGAACCUCUGUAUCAACCUUUUCAUUGCUGAAUUUAUUUUCUUAAUAGGCAUUGAUAAAACAAAAUACAUGAUUGCAUGCCCAAUAUUUGCAGGACUUUUACACUUUUUCUUUUUGGCGGCUUUUGCUUGGAUGUGCUUAGAAGGUGUACAGCUGUAUCUAAUGUUAGUUGAAGUUUUUGAAAGUGAAUAUUCAAGGAAGAAAUAUUACUAUGUUGCUGGUUACUUGUUUCCUGCCACAGUGGUUGGAGUUUCAGCUGCUAUUGACUAUAAGAGCUAUGGAACAGAAAAAGCUUGCUGGCUUCAUGUUGAUAAUUAUUUUAUAUGGAGUUUUAUUGGACCUGUUACUUUCAUUAUUCUGCUUAAUAUUAUCUUCCUGGUGAUCACAUUGUGCAAAAUGGUGAAGCAUUCAAACACUUUGAAACCAGAUUCUAGCAGGUUGGAAAACAUUAAGUCUUGGGUGCUUGGUGCUUUCGCUCUUCUGUUUCUUCUUGGCUUAACCUGGUCAUUUGGGUUGCUUUUUAUUAACGAGGAGACUAUCGUGAUGGCAUAUCUCUUCACCAUCUUUAACGCUUUCCAGGGAGUGUUCAUUUUCAUCUUUCACUGUGCUCUCCAAAAGAAGGUACGAAAAGAGUAUGGAAAGUGCUUCAGACACUCGUAUUGCUGUGGCAGCCUCCCAACUGAGAGCCCCCACAGCUCAGUGAAGGCGUCUACCACCAGGACCAGUGCUCGGUACUCUUCUGGCACACAGAGUCGUAUAAGAAGGAUGUGGAAUGACACUGUGAGAAAACAGUCUGAAUCUUCUUUUAUCUCAGGUGACAUCAAUAGCACUUCGACACUUAAUCAAGGAAUGACUGGCAAUUACCUACUAACAAACCCUCUUCUUCGACCCCACGGCACUAACAACCCCUAUAACACAUUGCUCGCUGAAACAGUUGUCUGUAGUGCCCCUUCAGCUCCUGUAUUUAACUCACCAGGACAUUCACUGAACAAUGCCAGGGAUACAAGUGCCAUGGAUACUCUACCGCUAAAUGGUAAUUUUAACAACAGCUACUCACUGCGGAAGGGGGACUAUAAUGACAGCGUGCGAGUCGUGGACUGUGGACUGAGUCUGAAUGAUACUGCUUUUGAGAAAAUGAUCAUUUCAGAAUUAGUGCACAACAACCUACGGGGUGGCAGCAAGACUCACAACCUCGAGCUCACGCUACCAGUCAAACCUAUGAUUGGAGGGAGCAGCAGUGAAGAUGAUGCUAUCGUGGCAGACGCUUCAUCUUUAAUGCACGGAGACAACCCAGGGCUGGACCUCCAUCAGAAAGAGCUUGAGGCACCGCUCAUUCCUCAACGGACUCACUCCCUUCUGUACCAACCCCAGAAGAAAGUGAAGCCCGAGGGAACUGACAGCUAUGUCUCCCAGCUGACAGCUGAGGCUGAGGACCACCUACAGUCCCCCAACAGAGACUCUCUUUAUACAAGCAUGCCCAAUCUUAGAGACUCUCCCUACCAGGAGAGCAGCCCCGAUGUGGAAGAAGACCUGUCUCCCUCCAGGAGGAGUGAGAACGAGGACAUUUACUAUAAAAGCAUGCCAAAUCUUGGAGCUGGCCAUCAGCUUCAGAUGUACUACCAGAUCAGCAGGGGCAAUAGUGAUGGUUAUAUAAUCCCCAUUAACAAAGAAGGAUGUAUUCCGGAAGGAGAUGUUAGGGAAGGACAAAUGCAGCUGGUCACAAGUCUUUAAUAGUGCACCUAAGGAAUUCCAAGGGCCACAUGCAAGUAUUAAUAAAUAAACAAAGACUCCAACGGCCCCGUGCAACCCUCUCAAACUCUGCUUGAAGAGACAGCUCUGUGCACCUGUGGUUCUCCAGUGUAAAAAAAAAAAAA